AUGGCCACCACCACCAAGAUCAUCGAUAUAAAGAAAGUCUGCAACAACGCCCACAACAUCAUAGAUCAAUUGGCGAAACUGGACGACAAGUUCUUCGCCAUCAACACCAGCAGCAGCUCGCUGCUGCCCAACGCCGCCGUACCCUUGUUGCUCGCUGCACCCCGCAGCGACCAUGCAACAAGCAGCAUUGCCGCCAGCCUUCCCUGCAGCGGCCUCGCCACCAAGCUAAUGAACAAUGAUGCUCGCCCGAGCAACAAUGAGCGUGCACGUUCUAAGGAGAUCCUCGACAUCCGCAACAUGACCAAUCGGUGGAAGACGAUGUUUGACGAGUUCUUCACUCGCCCCGACAAAUCUCCAGCAAUAGCAGAUCCACCUCAACCAGAGAUCCCCACUCCGGAGAUCACGUACAAAGGAGUUGCAGCAGCCAGCCAGAUCCGGGAGGAUAGGAUCUACUUGCUUGGAGGACAAAAUUAG
This is a messenger RNA of Miscanthus lutarioriparius, 474 nucleotides long. Lineage: Eukaryota; Viridiplantae; Streptophyta; Magnoliopsida; Poales; Poaceae. The record is from the annotation of a GenBank genome assembly.